Chelmon rostratus (copperband butterflyfish) is the source of this 1007-nucleotide messenger RNA. Its product is annotated as roundabout homolog 1-like. Gene Ontology annotation, molecular function: axon guidance receptor activity. The transcript has 8 exons. Bases 267 to 1007 code for a protein of 246 amino acids. Gene Ontology annotation, biological process: homophilic cell-cell adhesion; synapse organization. Gene Ontology annotation, cellular component: neuronal cell body; axon; plasma membrane. The record is from RefSeq and is a predicted model, not a curated record. NCBI's taxonomy places the organism in Eukaryota, Metazoa, Chordata, Actinopteri, Chaetodontiformes, Chaetodontidae.
GCAGAAUUCACGGCAUAACAGCGAAAAUACAGGUCAAGCAACAGCUACUGGACAGCAGACUCCUCCCAGCUGUCGAAGAGGUCCACAUCGUGUCUUCUUUUUUUCUUUCUGUCUCUGCUUUCAUUGUUGGGCACUUGGAUGCCUCAAAAGCACACACUGGCAGAGAUUUGGCUUUUGGCUGGAGAAAAUGGAACAAUAAUGCUGGAGGAAUAACCUGGAGGGGCUCCUUAAGGCCUUCUUGAAGGCAGGCUGGCCAAUUAGGGACCAUGUUGGCUCUCCAAUCACCCAUCACAUUCCUUCUCACCUGCCUGCUGUGUGUCAACCAGCUGCAGCAGGGCCACGCCGCGGACGCUUCAGAUACAGAUAAGCACAGAGGCAACCGUGAGGUCUUCACCCAAACACCUGCACCUGAGCCAGCAUCUGAACAAGACAACGGCCUCGGAUACAAAGGGUCUCGUCUCCGCCAGGAAGACUUCCCUCCCCGCAUUGUGGAGCACCCCUCUGACCUCAUUGUGUCCAAAGGGGAGCCAGCCACUCUCAACUGUAAGGCAGAGGGCCGUCCAACCCCCACGGUGGAAUGGUACAAAGAUGGCGAGCGCGUUGAGACGGACCGCGACAACCCCCGCUCCCACCGCAUGCUGCUGCCCAGCGGGUCCCUCUUCUUCCUACGCAUCGUCCACGGGCGACGGAGCAAGCCCGACGACGGCAGCUACGUGUGCGUGGCCCGAAACUAUCUGGGCCAGGCGAUCAGUCACAAUGCAUCCCUGGAAGUAGCCAAAAGAGGUGCUGACGAGGCGACACAGACGUACCACGGGGUGGGGGUAGUGGUGGUGGUGGUGGGGACUUCCCAAGGCUAUGGCAGAGAUAUAACAAAGAAGCGCAAAUACAGACAGCAUAAGAUGAGGCACCGGGAGCUGAAGGAGAGGAUGGAGCUGAGAGGUAAAGAAAAACCGAGAGACACUAAAGAGAGACUGGAGAUAAUUAAAAGGAUUUUCAAAGCGAUGUAG